AGGGCAGAGUCGCUGCAGGUUUUAUUUUUGCCUCACGUAUGACGACAAAACCGGAAUGAGGAAGAACAUGUAUUUCUUCUAAAUACUGUACAUCUAGUGCGUAGCUACGUGAAUGCAUAGCAAUAGAACCAUCUCCAGCUACUUUUACAACCUCUGCAGGUGAUUCUGCAGUACGGCAAGGAAAUGUGGCCCGGCCGGGGAGGAAGAUGCACCUUUGUGCUACCCGCAGUACUGACCUUUUUCCUCCUGGACGCUGUUGCUUAUGUUCAGGGCAAGAACUUUGAGGAUGUCCGUUGCAAGUGCAUCUGCCCGCCAUACCGAAACAUCACUGGCCACAUAUAUAACAGAAAUGUGUCUCAGAAGGAUUGUAACUGCCUCCAUGUAGUGGAGCCCAUGCCGGUGCCUGGCCACGACGUGGAAGCUUACUGCCUGUUGUGUGAGUGCAAGUACGAGGAACGAAGCAGCAACACCAUCAAGGUAACCAUCAUCAUUUACUUGUCUGUGGUGGGUGCAUUGCUGCUCUACAUGCUGUUCCUUUUGCUGGUUGAUCCUCUUAUUCGCAAACAUGACGCCUACACCCAGCCACUGCACAACGAGGAGGACUCUGAGGAGAUGCGUCCACCUGUGGACAGUGCCCAGGCCAAAGGAAACACAGUACUGGAGCGGGUUGAGGGAGCACAGCAGCGCUGGAAAAAGCAGGUCCAGGAACAGCGCAAGACAGUUUUUGAUCGUCACAAGAUGCUUAGUUAAACAUACAGUCGACAUUAAAGCAGCUUUAGAAUAGUAACUUCCCUGGGCUUCUACACCAGCGGCACUAUUACUAACCUCUCUGUCUUGGCUGUAAACUGAACCCCAGGAAUUAUUUCAUCACUGAGACAAAUUUGAACACACUGAUCUAAAAAGCAGAUUUUUUUUUUAUUGGUUAUAUUUAACAUUUUAAGCUUAAUUGCAGUUAGUAGAUAAUAGCAUGUUUGCUCACUGUUAACUGCUAGAAAAUCAUCUCAAUAAUUUUAGCAAUUUGCAAUGCAACAUAUUUUGAAUGUCUCGUUAAAGUAAGAACCUGUUUUCUCUAUUGGACCCAACUGAGCUAUGAAUCUUAUUUGUGAUCAUUGCUUUAUUAGUUUCUUGCUAGUUUGAUAUAAUAUUGAGCUGUUUUUCUUAUUGCAAAAUGUGUGAAGGUACCUCAGAACAGGUAAGCUUGUUGUGAAUUGCACAUUUCCUUCUUCAGCACUUGUUAUAAUUUAUUCAUGGUAAUUAUUAUUUGUAUUUAUUUGUCGCUGUUGCAGUGCACAGUAACCUGGUCAUAUUUACUAUCAUUUGCAUUGAGAGUAAUAAAUGGAUUGUAAAUGAUGGCUUUGUCAUUUUAAAGCUUUGACAUUGCUCCUCUUAAGACAGCCCUAUGUUCCUUUUACUGUUUCUCUCCCUGUGUGGUAAAAUGUGUUAAAGCAAAUUCCGGUUCUAAUCAUGCCUCUUAAAUGUCUAUUUACAGCUUGUAAAACACAACAGAUGGUAAAGUCUACCAAUAAACAGAUGUAUCUCAACCUACUAUUUGUUAAUCUUGAGUUUACCAUUUAAAUUCAGUAAAGUAGGCACUCCUUUUUUGUCCUGUAUUUUGCUGCAGAAAAUGAAAAUACUUUCCCAUGCAAAGAGAGAAACGGAGAGCAGAGCAUUUUAAAGAGCUUUAAAGCCAUCCUUAGUCAAAGAAAAAGUAACUGGAGAAUGUCCUAGAUAAGCAAAGCUGCUGGUAAUGCGGUUAUGUGUGGCAGAAUCAGGAUGCCUUUGAAGGGUCUUCAUGUGCAUCAGUGAAUUCCCCUUUGCAUCGCACUACUGAAGCUCCCUGUCGGGGGCAUUUUAAUACUGCACACUGACCCGCAUUAACCUUUUGCUAAAUGUGAACUGCUGAAGUUUAUUUCAAGUGUUUUUUUUGCAUUGAUUGAUUAAAUUAUAACUUCAUAUCACUGGUUUCAGUGUUUUGUAUUAUAUUUAUCUCCAGUCUAACUGGAUGUAUUGCACUGUUCAUGUCCAUAAAUUUAGCCUGAAGUAAAAGUAUUAAAUAAUA
Eleginops maclovinus (Patagonian blennie) is the source of this 2059-nucleotide messenger RNA. It is a transcript of the gene tmem9, whose product is annotated as transmembrane protein 9. The transcript has 6 exons. The coding region runs from base 184 to 750 and encodes 188 amino acids. Gene Ontology annotation, cellular component: lysosomal membrane. The record is from RefSeq and is a predicted model, not a curated record. NCBI's taxonomy places the organism in Eukaryota, Metazoa, Chordata, Actinopteri, Perciformes, Eleginopidae.